GCCGAGAACGUGAAUGCCUCGAUGGGCUACGAUGGCUCGCCUUUCAAUACCCCCAUGCCAUCACCGUCACAAUGGUCGCAGGAGAAGUGCCACGGAUACAAGGACAAGCCUUCUCGGGGCCUCCCCCGCGAGAGCCGCCACAAUCGCGUGCCGAAGAACGUCAACCUGCAGGCCGAAUUCCAAAGCCAGUCGGCAGAGAUCACGACUCUGAUGAUCCGCAACAUUCCCAACCGCUACACGCAGAGGGAGCUCAUGCAGGAGUUGGAGGAGAUGGGCUUCGCUAACAAGUUUGACUUCCUCUACAGCCCGCUGGACAAAGGAACCAUGUCCAACGUGGGCUACGCCUUCGUGAAUUUCAAGACCGCGCAGUGGGCCUCGCAGUGCAUGCAGGCCUUCCAGAGCUACCGCUUCAAGCGUCAUCGCAAGACCUCCGGAAAGGUCGCAGCCGUAUCCGCUGCGCAUCUCCAGGGCCUGGAGGCAAACCUGGCUCACUACGAGAAGACCGCCGUGAACACCGCUAAGAUGAAGCAGCGCCGGUCCCAU
Molecule: messenger RNA, 543 nt
Organism: Symbiodinium sp. CCMP2456
Lineage: Eukaryota; Dinophyceae; Suessiales; Symbiodiniaceae
Source: the annotation of a GenBank genome assembly